UGUUCCUCUUUGUUCUUUGUUCUUUCUUCCUUUGUGUGCUCUUCAUAUGUUCAUUCCUAUUUCCGUUUGAACAACUUUGAUCAUCUUACGACCACCUACUAAGCCUAUUCAGCUUAGGCAUUGCAGUAUUUUUAUAAUCUUUCAUUAUUUUAUUUUAACGACUACAUCUUUUGCAUACGAGCAUAUAAAACAUAAUAAUAAUGAAGUUCAAGAGACAAAAGGAUACUCAGGGCACGAAAGAACCAGAAGCAAGCAACAAUUUGCUUACAGUCAAUAGAGACAUCCCUCUGACCAUGACGCUGACACCGAGUACGCCUUGCGAUCCUUCUGGAGGCCCUCCUAUGUCCUUUCCUCCAGCAGAGGAGCUCAUUGAUCAGGAACAACUCCACCCAUAUUCAACCCCUGCAUCUGCUCCCUCUGCUCCCUCUGCUCCCUCUGCUCCAUAUACAUUCCCUCCUCAAAAUAGCAGCAGUAACAACAAAACCAUCAAUAAUAAUCUUCACUUAGACAACAGCAAUAACACAGCAUUAAAGCGUCCUUCAAACAAAAAUCCAUUCCCUUCUUCGACCAUGAUCGAAAUCGAUCGUAUCCUUAAACAGGAUGCAGCCAUCGAAGGAGAUUUUAGACCACCAAGGCAGGCAAUGAACAGCGAUGAAUCCGAUUUUGAUUGGGAUGAAGAUAUCAACAUUGAUAACGAUGGUCAGGUUCACAAGCGGAAAAGGCAAAAAGCACGAUCCACCUGGCGCAAACUUUCCCCCUUCCUUAGAAUGGUCAUCUCGAUGGUUAUUGUGGCCCCCAUCGUUGCCAUUCCCGCGAUCCUCACUAGUAUCUACUUGACUGUUGUCCCUAAACCAGAUUAUCCCCCUGCAGGAUCCUCUGAGGCCGUUAUGCAACAAUACAAUGUCGACAUUGGAAUUUAUGAAAAGGAAAAAGUCCGUAGAGAUUCCAUCGUUUUAGUCUUCACUUGGCUUGCCUUCAUGUGGUGUAUCGUCUGUAUUACUAAUUGGGGGGUCGAUUUUAUCCCUGUGGUCGUUGUCCGUAUCACUUCUCUUGUCACCUACAGCCGACUCGAGGCUGUCAAAUCAAACCUCUUGAUCUUUGUGGCGACAAAGAAGUAUGUCAAAUGGUUCAUUGCAGCCUGUUGGGGCACGGGCUCAUAUGUAUUCCUAUCCAAAGUAGUUUACCCGCUCUUCGGAGAGCAAUCCUGGCAGCCAAUUUUAAUCAAGAUCCUUGCAGCUGUGAUCGCAGGUUGUGCACUGGUUCUGAUUGAGAAGAUCCUACUUCAGAUCAUCUCCAAGAACUUUCAUCAGACUGCCUAUGCUGACCGUAUUAAGGAGAACAAAUACGCUCUUCAGGUCUUGGAUCGCCUAGGAAACUCAAAGAAGCUCAACAAAAAGCCCAGACCGGCUCACAGCAGGAACAAUACUGCAGAUGGAACCGAUUAUAUGACACCCUUUGGUCCCGGAAGUCACUCUCGUCAGCAAUCGAGAUCACAUAGUUUGGACCCUGGCGAGGCCAUGUUGUUAACAGAAUCAGGAUCGGCAAAUAGCACUCCUAUCGGCACACCAACUGAAUAUCCUAUUAACAAUACCAACGACAACAGUCGUAAUUCAACUAUAUUGGCAACAUCCCGUCGUUUGCAGCGCGAAAGCAAAGGCGCUAAUAAGCAUAAUGAUAUCUUUAGAGGCAUCAACCGCAGGCUACAUGGAAUUGCCUUGGCUGACAGCACCCCAUCUAAGGACAUCAGCUCAACCGAUAAUGCUAAACGAUUAGCCAGGACACUAUUCUACAAUUUGCAAGGCAAUGCGGAAGAAUUGGUAGUUGAAGAUUUCUUCCUUUACUUUGAUACAGAGGAGGAGGCGAAAGAAGCCUUCGCAAUUUUUGACAAGGACGGCAAUGGUGAUAUUUCCAAGCGGGAGAUCAAAGAAAAAAUCUUUUACAUAUACAAGGAACGCAAAGAUUUACAUACAGCUCUCCGUGACCUCUCUCAAGCGGUCGGCAAAUUAGACAUCAUCUUCUUGACUAUCGUAACCGUAGUCUGGUUGUUGAUCAUCUUAUCGAUCUUUGGCACCAGUGUGGUCCAGAAUAUGCUCUCGAUCGGCUCCUUCUUAGUGGCUCUCAGCUUUGUCUUUGGUAAUUCUCUCAAGACCUUGUUUGAAAAUAUAGUCUUUUUGUUCAUCACGCACCCAUAUGACUCUGGUGAUUUAUGCAAUAUUGAUGGCAAUGAAAUGUAUGUUCGCGAAGUGGGUCUCAACAGUACUAUGUUUGUGACUUGGGAUGGAAAGCGUAUGUAUUAUCCCAACAACAUUCUCAGUCAGAAACCCAUUCAUAACGUCCGGCGUUCUCCCAACAUGUCUGAGAAAAUUGUCCUCAACAUCGAUUGUUAUACACCUCAAUCCAAGAUCUUGGAGCUUCGAGCUAGGAUGCGUGCCUUUUUGGCAAACGAGAGCAAAGAAUUCCUGCCUGAUAUGGAGAUUCAGAUUCAAGAAAUGGAUUCCAAGCUGAAAAUCAGUAUGGUGAUCGAGCACAAGGGUAACUGGCAAGACUCUGGUCGCCGAUGGGCACGCAGAACAAAGUUCAACUUUGCAUUGAAGGAGGCUGUAGAGGAUAUCGGCAUCAAGUAUUAUGCUCUUCCACAGCGUAUCGAGGUCAUGAAUCGUGAUCUGAUCGACUUGGACCAUGACCAUGGCGAUCAGACAACCCUGGCCUCCGACUCUUCCACGCGCAAUCGAUCUCCGGAAGACUUGUCGCGAUUGUAUCGUAGGAAGAUAAAUAGUCGUCCAAUUGGUGAUUAAACCAAUUAGCAUUACCUUCCCCAUGUUUAUCAUUGUCUCAUGAUCAACAUUAGUGUACAUAUCAUAAA
Lobosporangium transversale is the source of this 2863-nucleotide messenger RNA. Its product is annotated as Mechanosensitive ion channel-domain-containing protein. Lineage: Eukaryota; Fungi; Mortierellomycota; Mortierellomycetes; Mortierellales; Mortierellaceae. Bases 201 to 2795 code for a protein of 864 amino acids. Gene Ontology annotation, biological process: transmembrane transport; monoatomic anion transport. Gene Ontology annotation, cellular component: plasma membrane. The record is from RefSeq and is a predicted model, not a curated record. The transcript has 5 exons. Gene Ontology annotation, molecular function: mechanosensitive monoatomic ion channel activity; calcium ion binding.